Molecule: messenger RNA, 2410 nt
Organism: Spizellomyces punctatus DAOM BR117
Lineage: Eukaryota; Fungi; Chytridiomycota; Chytridiomycetes; Spizellomycetales; Spizellomycetaceae
Exons: 13
Coding region: 1-2319 (772 amino acids)
Biological process (GO): double-strand break repair via synthesis-dependent strand annealing; reciprocal meiotic recombination
Cellular component (GO): nucleus
Molecular function (GO): ATP binding; hydrolase activity, acting on acid anhydrides; ATP-dependent chromatin remodeler activity
Source: RefSeq, a predicted model, not a curated record
AUGGGGAAGCGAAGAAAUCACAGUGAUGAAUCCGGUGGCGACGACUCGGAAUGGGGUGAUGAAAAUUACGGCUCGCCUCCUAAGCGUCGGAAGGAUAGUGAUUCAGAAGAGGACCUUCGCACGAAGAAAGUUACCGCUGGAGUCAAGAAAGCUGUGACCACUAAACAGGAUGGCGUUCGCAAACCAUUAGCGUUGAGAGGAAACUCUCAAGACAGUCCGAGCCAUGGAUUGAAACCUUUCACACCAAACCGGACUGUUUUGACACGUCCCUUCAAGGUGCCUGCAUUUGUCGGUGGACGUCCACCGGGCGGUGGUGGUAUAAGGCUUGGCACCACUCUAGGCACUCGGGCUCGUAUAUCCGUUUACAAAGGACCGCUGCACGAUCCCGAAGCCGAAAAUGCUAUUGUCUUGCACCAUCCAAAGGUGUUGUCCGCCACGGAGCAGCUGGAGCAGUUAAAGUCGACUGCUGGGGGAUUGAAGCAAGCGAAGGCCGAGGUACAUGUAGUGGUUGAUCCCAUGCUUGGGAACAUCCUUCGACCACAUCAGAUCGAGGGUGUUCGCUUCUUGUACAAUUGUGUGACUGGUCAGACUGCUCCCGACGCUUACGGUUGCAUCAUGGCGGAUGAAAUGGGACUCGGCAAAACCUUGCAAUGUAUAACGUUGUUGUGGACAUUAUUGAAGCAGUCCCCUGAGCCAGGAAAACCAACAAUUGAGAAGGCGGUUAUUGCAUGUCCGUCAAGUUUGGUCAAGAACUGGGCGAAUGAGUUGAAAAAAUGGCUGGGUCCGGACAGAAUACGACCCUACGCAUGCGAUAAUAAAGGGACGAAAGAGCAGACGGAGAAGGACAUGCGAAAAUUUGUUUCUGACAAGGGCCGCGCCAUCGUGCAGCCAGUUCUCAUUGUAUCAUAUGAGACGUUGCGAACCUAUAGUACGAUAUUGUGCCAAACAGAAAUCGGGCUACUACUUUGCGAUGAAGGCCAUCGCUUGAAGAAUGCAGAGUCGCAAACAUAUAUAAAUCUAAACGCUCUGAAUGCAAAGCGCAGGGUUAUCCUCUCCGGUACUCCCAUUCAGAACGAUUUAACAGAAUACUUUGCUCUGCUCAGCUUUGCCAUCCCAGAUGUGCUUGGUUCGGGAUCAGAUUUCCGGAAGAACUUUGAGCUACCUAUUCUUCGAGGGCGGGACGCAGACGCGUCGGAAAAGGACCGUCAAAUCAGUGAAGAAAAGCUUCAAGAACUUUUGGCAAUCGCAAAUAAGUUUAUUAUACGCCGUACUGCCGAGCUUUUGACCAAAUAUCUUCCUGUGAAAUACGAGCAUGUGGUUUUCUGUAAAUUUACCGACAUGCAGCUGAACCUAUACAAGCAUUUUACACAAUCCAAGGAAGUUAAAAAACUUCUUUCGGGAUCGGGCUCCCAACCUCUCAAAGCCAUCACGUUCCUCAAAAAAUUGUGCAAUCAUCCCGCCUUACUGGACCGCAAGGACUUUGGGGCGGGCGCCAGCACACUAUUUCCCCAAGAUUUCGAUCCAACCGGAUGCCAAAGUCAAUUCUCGGGGAAGAUGCUGUUGUUGGAGGGGAUGCUAGCGAGGAUGAGAAAAACCACUACGGAUAAGAUCGUCCUGAUUAGCAACUAUACGCAAACCUUGGACCUGUUUGAAAAGAUGUGCCGUGUGCGAAAGUGGGGUCAUCUUCGCUUGGAUGGUUCCAUGACUAUUCAAAAACGGCAGAAGCUUGUCGAUCGCUUUAAUGAUCCAGCUGGACCAGAAUUUGUAUUUCUUCUUUCCAGUAAAGCUGGUGGUUGCGGAAUCAACCUGAUUGGAGCAAAUCGUCUCGUCUUGUUUGAUCCAGAUUGGAAUCCGGCAAACGAUGCACAAGCGCUAGCGCGAGUUUGGCGCGAUGGACAAAAGAAGACUUGCUUUAUUUACCGAUUUAUUGCAACGGGAUCAAUUGAAGAAAAAAUCUUCCAAAGGCAAGCGCAUAAGCAAUCCCUCAGCAGCUGUGUCGUCGACGCAGAAGAAGACGUCGAACGGCAUUUCUCCCUAGAAAAUCUCCGUCAACUCUUCCAACUCAACGAAGAGACUCUCUCCGAUACCCAUGAUACCUUCCGCUGCAAGCGCUGCAUACGAGGGAUGCAAGUGAAAAAGCCACCAGAAAACGAAGUAAACACAGGUGCCCAAGCCGCUGAUACGAGUACCUGGAACCAUUUCAGCAAACAAGAACUUCACAAGGUACAUGAUUCGAUAUUAAAGGAAGAAGGGGUGGCAUCCGUGACAUAUGUGUUCCAAAAUAAGUCCCAUGAGCAGCAAGUGGUCAAACUAAAAUAAGCACAUAAGCACAUAGAUCCUUGUCAAAGGAAUUUUUGCUCUCAAUUAGAAAAUAAUGGCAUACUAUCGCAUAUAUCUGUGGUUUCCCAUA